Molecule: messenger RNA, 4523 nt
Organism: Plodia interpunctella (Indianmeal moth)
Lineage: Eukaryota; Metazoa; Arthropoda; Insecta; Lepidoptera; Pyralidae
Product: protein lingerer-like
Exons: 17
Coding region: 101-4450 (1449 amino acids)
Biological process (GO): transcription initiation at RNA polymerase II promoter
Cellular component (GO): transcription factor TFIID complex
Molecular function (GO): RNA polymerase II general transcription initiation factor activity; transcription cis-regulatory region binding; chromatin binding
Source: RefSeq, a predicted model, not a curated record
AUUCAUAAACUAACCACAUUCUCUUUGAGACCAACGCGAUUGUUAUACUAUAUUGUAUUUUGCGAGUAAUAUUUAUAUAAAUAUUUUCCUAAGAUUAAUUAUGACAUCCACACCAGAACUUAUGACGAUCGGGGAAAUGAUAGAUUCGGCAUUUGGAGAUCCAGAAAAAAAUGUCGUGCAUCAUAAACUAAUUCAAGCUAUAUUGUAUCUCUUAGCAAGACAACUCAGAAUGCUGGACCGAAGAGUGAAAAUAGAAUUGUUUGCCAAUGCGGACUUCUAUUCAUCUGAAUCUAGUAUUGUCGUUUCUGAAGUCAAAAUACACGCUAAUGUUAAAAAGAAGCGAUCGAAAGCUUCCCAGAGUUUACACAAAACUGGCCCAGGAGGUGUCAGCGGUAUGAUCGGUGGUGGUGGACCCGGUACCAGUGGAAGCCGACUUGGUGGUGGCGGAGGCGGUGGUGGUGGCCGUGGUGGUCAUGGUGGCGCUGGUGGUCAUGGUGGCGGCGGUGGUCAUGGUGGCGGCGGUGGUCAUGGUGGCGUUGGUGGUAGUAGCCAUGGUGGAGGUGGCGGUGGUCAUGGUGGCGGCGGUGGUCAUGGUGGCGUUGGUGGUAGUAGCCAUGGUGGAGGUGGUGGUGGGCAUGGUGGCGGCGGUGGUGGCACUGGCGGUGGUACUGGUGGUGGCCCUGGCGGUGGUACUGGUGGUGGCCAUGGUGGCGGUGGUGGUGGCCAUGGUGGAGGCGGCGGUAGUAGUGUCGGCAUUGCUGGUAUUGGUGGCCGCAGUGGCGUAGGCGGUGGUGGUGCUAGUGGUGGUGGUGGAAGUGGUAGCGGAGGUGGCGGUGGUAGAGAUGGUGGCGGCGGUGGUGGCGCCGGUGGUGGUGGUGGUGGCAGUGGUGGAGAUCGUAGUGGCGGCAGUGGUGGAGGUGGUGGUGGUGUUGGAGGUGCCGGUAUUGGUGGCCGCAGUGUCGAUCGUGGGGCUGAUAGUGCUGGUGGUGGCGGUGGUGGAGGUGGUGGAGGUGGUGGUAUCGGUGGCGGUGGUACUGAUGGAGGUAGUGCUGAUAGAAAAAGUAAAACAAGCCAUGUCGGGGGUAAUGUGGAAAGAAGUCGUAGUAGAAGUGCAUCUCGACAAGGCAAAGGAGGAACUGAAGAAAAAGGUACAGGCAAAACUUCAACAACAAGCGACGCUAGAAAGCAAAAACAUAGCUCAUCAGGAGAUUCUACUGAUGGCCAGUCAGAGGUAUCUAUGAAAUCUCUUGGAAGAUCAUCUUCUGAAGACGUCUCUAUAGAAAAAUCUUCCACCGGAAAGUCGUAUUCGCAAAAGUCAUCUACAGAAAAAUCGUCGUUGGACAAGUCUUCCACCGGAAAGACUAGUUCGGACAAGUCUUCAACAGAAAAAACUACUACGGAUAAGACUUCAACGGAAAAAUCUUCUACAGAAAAGUCUUCCACAGAAAAGUCUUCCACGGAAAAAUCUUCAACAGAAAAGUCUUCUACAGAAAAGUCUUCUACAGAAAAGUCUUCUACAGAAAAGUCUUCUACAGAUAAGUCUUCUACAGAUAAGUCUUCUACAGAUAAGUCUUCAACAGAAAAGUCAUCCUCAGAUAAAACGACUACCCAAAUAUCUACGAGCGAAAAAUCUAAAUCUACAACAGAUAAGUUAUCAACCGAUAAAACUCUAACUGAAUCAUCACUUACUGAUAAAACUACUACUUCUACGGACAAAAUAACUUCUUCCGACAAAACCACAACUGAAAUAAGUACCACUGAAAGAACAACUACUUCAGAUAAAAGUUGCACGCCGUCUACUCAAAAGUCGUCUACUGAGAAGUCUACAGAUAAAAGUAGUACUCAGAAAUCUUCCACUGAUAAAUCUUCUACUGACAAAUCAUUACCUACGGACAAAAGCUCUACUGAUAAAUCGUCAGGGGAUAAAAGUUCUCCAGAAAAAUCUACGGAUAAAAGCUCCACAGAUAAGUCGUCAACAGUUAAAAGUUCAACUGAAAAAUCGUCUACGGACAAAACUUCUACUGAUAAGUCGUCGACAAUUAAAAGUUCCACAGAAAAAUCAUCUACGGAAAAAAGCACAACAAAGUCUUCUAAAUCAGAUAAAACAUCGACUUCAGAUGAAACAACAUCCGAAUCUUCUUCCGAUAAAACAUCCUCAGAGUCUUCUUCAGAAAAAUCUACUUCAGGAAGGAAAACCACUUCAUCUUCUGACAAAAAAACCACUUCAUCUUCCGACAAAAAAACCACUUCAUCUUCAGACAAGAAAAGUGCAUCUGCAAAAACCACUGCAUCGGAUAAAAAAUCCAAGUCUGGCAAGCAGAAAUCGCCCCGACUCCGACGCGGGCAUUCGAUAUUCGAAAUGGAACGGGAACAAGAACUCCGAAUUAUUCGUCAGAGAGCCGAUUCUCAAGAAGAACAGGACAAAUCUCCAACUCCAAUGGCUUCCAUGGAUUCUGUAGAAGUCCAGUAUGAAAAACUACUUGUUAUUGAAAGAGUCCCGAGUGAAGAAGCUAGAGCUCGUACAGGUCGACUACAAGGUGAAGUCCGCGGAGCUACUCCUCGCUUAUCGAUAGUAACACAAGAAGAAUUUUCCAAACUUGCAUCAGUGGUUAAGAAAUUGCAAGAGAAAUUUGAUCCAAUAGGGGCUGCUGAUUUUCCUGAAAACUUACAGCUUAUGCAGGAGCUCCGUAAAGGUGCAUCUUUAACAGAUGCUAUGGCAGCUUUGCAGCUUUCAGCACGCUUGGAAGCAGCGGAAAAGGCUCUACAGCGUAUGACAGGGAUAGUAACUGAACUUGCCAGUAAUUACCCAGACGUAGACCUGAGUGAUAUUACACAAGGGAUGGAACCAACGACGGAGGUGUUAUACAGGGGCCAAGAUCCUCUUGGACCAUCUUCUCAAGUACCAGCCGCAAUAUCAAAAACGGCUGCCUUUAAACAACCUUCCCCGAAGGCUACGAAAUCCAAAACUGGGGCGACAAAACCAGCAGCUUCUACAAUGGAUGCAACAUUCGCAAUGGAUACUAUUUCUUUAGCGCCUACAGAAGCCGGGGAAAUAAGGGCUACUGCAAUGGAAGCUGAAGAAGAAAAAGAUAACCCAAAUUGGAUUACCGUUCUUGAAUUAGACACCGCAUUGCAAGAAGUAUACGACAAUGUGUUAAAUUCAUUAAAUGUUGUAAUUACUAAGAAUAAACAAAAUGCCGAUACAGCACUUAAAACUGCUAACAGAUUAGAAACCAAAUUAAAUGCCGCAAUGGAGCUUGGUAAUCGAAUGGAAGAUCUUGAGAGCUUAGUAGCAACGUACACAGAACAAAUUAAUAUUUUAGACGCAGGGCUCUCAUCACAGAUGACGAAUUAUCAAGAGCAAUUAACUCAAAUGCAACACGAACUUGAAACAGGGCUAGAAAAUAUGGCGGAAGCGUUAGCCAACACUGGAGGUGACACUGCAGCUGUGGCAGAAUUAAAUGGCCAUUUCACCAAUUUGCAACUGGACUUUGAAACGACAAAUACAAGGCAAAACGAAUUGCAAGAAAUACAAGCGGCCUUAAAAAUUGAUCUAGAAGACUUAAGGAAGGAAAUAGAAUUUCUCCGAGGAACAAAAUCCGAUCGUGAUGAAGUAGCAGAUGCCUUGCGGGACAAAGUGGGGCUCGGAGUCCUGAACGGCCUUGUAUCUUUGGAGCAGUUUGACGCUGUCAGGGGUGAUUUGGAACAGAGAAUACUCGCUGCUUACGAUAAAUUUAACAACCAAGAAAAUAUCUGGCAGAAAGCGAUUGACGAUCUUUUGAGAGAACUUAGUGAAAAAGCAGACUGGACUCAAGUAACGUUUUUGCGGGAUGAUAUCCAAAUGAAUAUUGAAAAGUUAAGAAAGAAACUAAAGGACAUGCUGGAUAUUGUUGGCGAGCCACAGGCAGCUGCGGUUGCGAGAAAGUUGCACAGAGACGCGAACUGUUUAUCUUGCAGUACUCCCGCGUAUAUGCAUUUGACGCAACCCGACACGAUCCCGUUACUGCCGGCCAUGCCAGGAGUGAGGCCGCCCACUCUGGGAGCUGAAUCUCCUAAGGUUGAAGAAGCUAAGCUUAAGGAAGGAGUAUGUUAUCCUGGUUUGCCUGUUACACAUCCUAUAGAUCCGAGAGGACACAUUUGCAACCGAUAUUGCGGGGGUUCCCAUACCAAAAUAUCUACUACGAUAAGCAGAGUCCCUCCUAGCAUGACGAUCAACCCAGCGGGCGUGAAACUUGAAGAGAAAAUUGUACGGAAGCCGUGCAUACCUUGCAAUGUGAAGCCCAAACCGCCAAAAGAAAAUCCACGUAAACAGUCGGAGAGACAAAGUAUGAAGGAAGAUGACAUACCAAUGACCGACUCGGAUAUGACUCCAAUUGAUUUUCGCAUACCGGCCGUAGGCCAAGGAGAAAAAGGAGAUGUCAACGAGACGCCACCAUUCGCCGAAGAUUAAUCAAUGUACCCUAGAUAAUGUUGUUAUAUUAAUUAUGUUAUAUUUUAUUAAAAUAUUUUUUAUUGUUAUAAAA